This is a messenger RNA of Candida tropicalis MYA-3404, 2892 nucleotides long. It is a transcript of the gene SNU114, whose product is annotated as U5 snRNP GTPase. The record is from RefSeq and is a predicted model, not a curated record. Lineage: Eukaryota; Fungi; Ascomycota; Pichiomycetes; Serinales; Debaryomycetaceae. Bases 1 to 2892 code for a protein of 963 amino acids. Gene Ontology annotation, biological process: mRNA splicing, via spliceosome. The transcript has a single exon. Gene Ontology annotation, cellular component: U2-type catalytic step 2 spliceosome; cytosol; U4/U6 x U5 tri-snRNP complex. Gene Ontology annotation, molecular function: GTPase activity; U5 snRNA binding; translation elongation factor activity.
AUGGACUCAGACGAUGAUUUAUAUGAUGAAUUUGGUAACUACAUUGGAGGAUCAGAUGCAGAGAAUUCUAAUGACGACCUACCAUCUGUUAUUGACGAACAAAGUGACCAUGAAGAACAACAAGAAGAAAGAGAUGAGAAUCACCAAUCAUCAAGUACAUCAUUAAUUAAAUCUACAAUUGAUUCAAAUACAUCAGAAACCAUUUAUAUUGGACAAGAUCAAGAAAUAUCAAAUGAACCAGUUAUUAAACCAAUUGAAGAAAAAAAAAUGAAAAUAGAAUAUUCUACAAAUAAUUUAAAUAAAUUACCUGAAUUGAUUUAUUCAAGAGAUUAUCUUAUAUCUACAAUGAAUUCAAUUCCUGAAAGAAUAAGAAAUUUAGCAAUUCUAGGGAAUUUAGGAUGUGGUAAAACUACAUUUAUUGAUUCAUUAAUAUUAUUUACUCAUUCACCUUCAAUUUCAAUUAAAAAUAAUUUAAAAAAUUUCAAGCCGUUAAGAUUUAUGGAUAAUCAUAAAUUAGAAAUCGAUAGAGAAGCAUCCAUUAAAUCAAGUUGUGUUUGUUUAUUAUUAGAAGAUAUGAAGAACAGGUCUCACGUUGUCAAUUUGAUAGAUACUCCUGGGCAUGUAGAUUUUAAUGACGAGGUAUUAUCGACAUUAAAUACAGUUGAUGGAGUUGUAUUAAUGAUUGAUGUAGUCGAUGGAUUAACAAGUAGAGAUAAGUUAUUGGUUGAUGAAAUUAUAAAAAGAAAUUUACCUAUUGUAUUAGUACUCAAUAAAUUGGAUAAGCUAAUCUUGGAUUUAAGAUUACCUGUUAAAGACAGUUAUUUAAAACUACAAUAUAUUAUUGAUGAUAUAAACGAUUAUAUUGAAUCACAUCCUUUGAUCACUACGUAUUCCAAUCAUAAAGAAUUAUCACCUGAAUUGAACAAUGUUAUAUUUGCAAGUUCCACAUUUGAAGUUUCAUUUACAUUACAAAGUUUUGCCAAUUUAUAUAAUUCAGAUGUUGAAUUUAGCGGGAAAUUAUGGGGAGAUUAUUAUUAUGAUGUAGAGAAUUAUAAAUUUACUACUGAUUCACAGAAUAAUAAACUUCCAAGACUGUUUAUUUCAUUUGUCUUGGAACCUAUUUAUAAAAUUGUCACAUAUACGAUAACUGCUGAACCAAGUGAUAAGAAACUUGGCAAACUAUUAUGGGAUAAUUUUGGUGUUUCAUUACAUAAAUCAGACUACAAAAAGGAUCCUCAAGUAUUGUUGAAGACUGUAUUUAAAGCCAUAUUUGAUAACCAUUGUGGGCUUGUUGAUGUAAUUACCAAAUCUUUACCAUCACCUCAAAAACUGAAAACAAGAUUAUUACGUGGUACCCCAGAUAAAGAUAUUCCCGUGGAUGUUCUUGCGGAGGUUACAAAAUUAAUCGAAUCAACUGAUGGGAAAUCAUUUAAUUCAUUGGUUAGAAUUCACAAAGGAAGUAUUAAACUUGGUGAUAAAAUCAAAGUAUAUGGUGAAAAUUUUAAUGAAGAUAAAGAAGAUUAUAAAAUAGAAAAGGUCAGAGGAAUUUAUCUACCAUGUGGAAGAUAUAAAGUUCCAAUAAAUGAAGCUAAUACUGGUUGUAUUGUGAUUCUUGAAGGAAUUGAUUCAAUAAUUAAAAAAGGAGCAACAAUUACAGGAUCAAUGGAAAAUCUAGAUUAUAUUUUUGAUAUACCCAAAUAUUCUAUCAAUUCGGUUUUCAAAGUUGCUAUUGAACCCGAGAAUCCUUCUGAAUUACCUAUAUUAUUAGAAGGUUUAAGAAAAAUCAACAAGAAUUAUUUAUCAAGUAUUAUUAAUGUUGAAGAAAGUGGUGAACAUAUAAUUCUAGCCCCAGGUGAAUUCUAUAUGGAUUGUAUAUUACAUGAUUUAAGAUUUUUCUUUACCAAUGAUUUAGAAAUUAAAGUAAGUGAUAUAAUGGCUAAAUUUUCUGAAACUUGUAUUGAAUCAUCAUUUACUAAAAUUGGAAUUUCAAACCCUUCAAAAGAUAUUAAAAUUUCAAUAACUGCUGAACCAAUUGAAGAUUUCAAAUUAUCCAAUGCAAUAGAAUCUGAAAGAAUUAAUUUAGAUCAAAUGUCAACUCGUGAAAUUUCAAAAAUAUUACGUCAAGAAUUUAAUUGGGAUUCAUUAGCAUCUAGAUCAAUUUGGGCAUUUGGACCAAAUGAUUUAAUUACUCCUGAUAUUUUACUUGAUGAUACUUUAGAAUCUGAAAUAUCUAAAUCUGAACUUAAUAAUUAUAAAAAUUCAAUUAUUCAAGGUUUUAAAUGGAGUGUGAAUCAGGGACCUUUAUGUGAUGAACCAAUAAGAAAUACAAAAUUUAAAAUUCUUGAUGUUAUUACAAAUAAUAAUGAUUUAUCAUUAAUAAAUGGUACCAAUAACCUUGCAUCUCAAAUUAUUCCAAUUAGUAGAAGAGCAUGUUAUACUGGAUUUUUAACAGCAAAACCUCGAUUAAUGGAACCUAUUUAUAAAUUAAUCUCAAAAUGUACUCAUAAAUCAAUUAAUGUAAUUAAAAAAUUAUUACAACAAAGAAGAGGUUUUAUAGAUUCAGUUGAACCUAUACCUGGAACUCCUUAUUUUGAAAUCAUUGGUUAUUUGCCCGUUAAUGAUUCUGCUGGUUUAACUACAGAUUUGAAAUUACAUUCUCAAGGUCAAGCAAUAAUGUCGUUAGUGUUUUCGAAUUGGGAAAUUGUUCCUGGUGAUCCAUUGGAUGUAAAUGUCGAAUUGCCAAAUUUAAAACCAGUACCGGAAGAAUCUUUGGCAAGAGAUUUUAUGUUGAAAACAAGAAGAAGAAAAGGAUUAACAGGUGAACCUACAUUACAAAAGUAUAUUGAUUCAGAAUUGUAUAUAAAAUUAAAAGAGAAAGGAUUUGUAUUAUAA